This is a messenger RNA of Medioppia subpectinata, 677 nucleotides long. The record is from the annotation of a GenBank genome assembly. Lineage: Eukaryota; Metazoa; Arthropoda; Arachnida; Sarcoptiformes; Oppiidae.
AUAAGCCAAUCUAUAUGCAGGGACAGACUGUCCGCUUUAGGGCCAUACCUAUCACCACUGAUUUAAAAGCAUUCUCUGAUGCCAUUGAUAUCUAUAUGCUUGACCCGAGAGGUGCUAUUAUGAGGAGAUGGCUCUCCAGACAAAGCAAUUUAGGAGCUGUGAGUCUUGAAUAUCCAUUGUCUCAGCAACCGGUUUACGGACAGAAUUGGACUAUCCGUGUGGUAGCGCAGGGACAGGUCGAGGAGAAACAGUUUGCUGUCGAAGAAUAUUAUCAGACGAGGUUUGAAGUGAACGUAUCGAUGCCGGCUUUCUUCCUCCAAACAGACAGCUAUAUAUACGGCUCUAUUAUGGCUAACUUCACGAGUGGUGUACCAGUGAUCGGCAAUCUUACAAUAGUCUACACACUUCUCUCGUCCAACAAACAAAUGGUUUCGCAAAAUUAUUUCGAUAGACCGGCCAUUGAGACCACAGAACGAUAUUUUAAAGGAUACUAUGAAUUUCGGCGCCCAAUGACUGAAAUCAUAGACCAAUUGGGCGGCGGGUCGGCGCUGGACGGGGCGAAGAUUACGGUCACGGCGUUUGUUGGCGAACGGUUCUUAAACCUGAUCUAUUCAGGUCACGCCCGCGCCUACAUCUUCAGCUCCAAAGUGAAGCUCAAACUGUUGGGCGCUUCGCCA